AUGGGCUCCGACACCCACCGCGCCGACGAGCGGCGGUUCCUCGACGAGCGGGGCUCGAGCGCGGCGCUGGCGCCCAACGGGCUGAACCCGGCGACGAUCAUGGAGAAGGCAGUGCGGGAGCGGAUCGUGGAGAGCUACUUCUGGAAGGAGCAGUGCUUUGGGGUGAACGAGGCGGACGUGGUGGACCGCGUGGUGGACCACGUGUCCUUCGUCGGCGGCACCCACGGUGCCAACCAGAAGCCCAGCCCCUUCCUGUGCCUGGCCUUCAAGCUCCUGCAGCUCGCCCCCGACGACGACGUCCUCGCCGAGUACCUGCGCUACGGCGGCGAGCGCUUCAAGUACCUGCGCGCCCUCGCCUGCUUCUACGUGCGCCUGACGCGCCGCGCCGAGACCGUCUACCGCCUCCUCGAGCCCUUCCUCGAGGACCGCCGCAAGCUGCGCCGGAAGGGCCGCGCCGGCACCAGCCUGACCUACGUGGACCAGUUCGUCGACGACCUGCUGACCAAGGACCGCGUCUGCGCCACGAGCUUGUGGCAGAUGCCCAAGCGCGAGAUCCUCGAGGACUUGGAGCUGCUGGAGCCGAGGACGAGCCCGCUUGGCGACAUUGAGGAUUUAUUGGAGGAGGAAGAAGAAGAGAAGAGAAAAGAAGAAGACGAUGUUGAUAUGAAUGGCGAUACCAACGGAGAUGCGAGAGCGGAUAGUGAUGAGGAAGAAGGGUUAAUUGAGGAGGGGGAACAGCUUUCGGAUAGGGGCUGUAGGAGGUCGACUUCUGGGUCGAGUAGGAGAGGAGAUUCGAGAUCCCGUAGCAGGGACCGAUCACGAAGUGGCAUGGACGUCGAUUCUCGUGGGGAAUCUGAUAGGGAUGACCGAUGA
Molecule: messenger RNA, 873 nt
Organism: Daldinia caldariorum
Lineage: Eukaryota; Fungi; Ascomycota; Sordariomycetes; Xylariales; Hypoxylaceae
Product: PRP38-domain-containing protein
Exons: 1
Coding region: 1-873 (290 amino acids)
Cellular component (GO): precatalytic spliceosome
Source: RefSeq, a predicted model, not a curated record